AUGGCUUAUUACCCAUCUCCGUUUUGUUGCAUAGGCGAAUCAGCGAGCCAAACCGUCACAUCAUCGUCAACCUCAGAAGAAUUCUCGCUUACGGAAGUCACAAGCUUCCCACCUUACUCGGCGCCAACCACAACUGUCACUGGAGCUGCCGAAACAUCCAGUGUCAUUGCCAUCGCCCCACUAUUUACAACUGUGUGGAAAAACAGGGGAAAUCUCUUAGAUCUCAAAACCAAGGACCAGUAUAUCGACGAUGUAACCAACACCAAGAACCAGGUUGAUACUCUCUAUAAUAACUUGCCGGACAAAUCCGACCCUCCGACUGAAUGUUCUAACACAAGUGGAAGCGGAAGUCUAAUCUCUGGCAUAAAGAAUGUGUUGACUACGCCUGCUAAGCUUAUUAGCUGUGCUGCCAAGGUUGUCGGUAACCUGGCUAACAUAGUCAAUGCAGUCGAUCCGGUCAUAUCUACCGUCGAGACCUUGACGGAUACUCUACAAGACAUAGGUAACGAGCUGGAAAAGAGCCACGACGACAAUCCGACCAGCAGCCACAAGUCAACUCGCACUGAUACAUCCGCCACCGACUCCAUAACAUCAUCGACAUCGAGCGGAUGCUCUAUCACCACAGCAGUGUCAUCUUGCUCCAAGACGGUAACGCUCUUGACGUCAUGGUACACCGACAGCACGACUACUACCUCGGAUGUGAAAACUGUCACCACCGUGAAGUGUGCAACGAUCUCGGGGUGUUCAGCCCGAGCGACCACCGCAACGACUACAGUCUCCACGGCGACGACUUCUUCGGGUACGGGCUGGAUAUGUGACUCAACGUGCGCUGCGGGAGGCUGCGCGAUUAGUAGGAGGACUGCCCAGCCAACUGCUGCCUCUGAUUCAGGAGUGGAUACUUACAGCCUUGAGAAACGAAACUUGAAGCCGACUAGCAUGAUUAAAAAUGUCGACUCCUACAUCAUACAGACAAUAUCAAGCUCCGGUUCAGAAGGUCUAGAUUGGAAUAAGGGUAUAGCUGUUUCCAAGUACUAUCAGUUCUUAAACAAGGGGUUUGUGAGAUACGUUGCCGGUGUAACUGGAUGCACCUCGAUCGUGAUAACAUCCGAGAAGGGUGCAUGGGUGUCGCACUUCAUGGAGACUGGCCUCAUGGACGAUGAAGGACGGCAGCCAGAGAGGAACUCGCUAGAUAAAUCCGUCAAGAACGGAAAUGGUAACUAUGUCAAGCCCUCGGAUCUAGCUGGAGAUGGAGGCGAUCUCAACAAAGCUUCUCAGAACGUACAGGUCUACGUUUCGGGUCCGUGUAUCACCACAGCAGACGCGAGUGGAAAUAAAGUCUGCAAAGGAGAAGAUAACGCGCCAACUUGGGAAUAUGACAGGAUCGACACACUGCUAAAUACAUUAUUCGGUCCUGGAACGCCAUUUGAAGGAGUCACCAUAACGAAGAGAGGCUAUAUCAAGCCAACCGACAGAGACGAGGUAGAUUCACUAGCAGAUACUUCUGCGAGAGGGAAAGUUGUCGUACAAUACGAUGCCAAUCAGCUCACCGACCAGUUCAUGCCCUACAAUCCAAAGCACGCGGCAUAUCGCGUGUGGCUGGAGUCCUCCCCGUAUCAACAGGAUUGGGUUGCCAGCAGUUGCCAGGGCGGAAAUGCCCCGAACCAGAAACGGGACGGAUCAUGCCCUAACACUUCAGGGGGCGGUAGUAGCGCGACCGAGUCGCCUCGGCCGGUAUCUUCUUCCCAGAUCGACACUAACUCGACAAUGAUUGUAUCCAAAACAACACCAACUUCCCCUUCGUUAACUCGUAACAUAACAACCUCUGCAGCUCCGACAUUUCUAACGAAGACUUCGUCUUUACAUACCAUAACGUCGGCUAUUAUCACGUCUUCCAUACCUCCCGGUAAUCCGCAAUUCGAGUCGGUCGUGACAUUUUCAUCAUUUAUUGCAACUGUGAUAUCAUAA
Messenger RNA from Annulohypoxylon maeteangense, 1965 nucleotides. RefSeq lists its product as uncharacterized. The record is from RefSeq and is a predicted model, not a curated record. NCBI's taxonomy places the organism in Eukaryota, Fungi, Ascomycota, Sordariomycetes, Xylariales, Hypoxylaceae. The coding region runs from base 1 to 1965 and encodes 654 amino acids. The transcript is spliced from 4 exons.